CGCGUAUGUACACCGAAUGUUCCUGUGAUUUUUAUUUUUGUAACGUAUAUCAAUUGUAGCGAACACGCGAUCUGAAUAACUGUUAUCUAAUCAAAAUUUUCAUUUCUCGGAAAAAAAUGAGAAAAUCAAAAGGAUUAAGUGGAUUUUUUUGCGUAACACAGCAACAGCGUCUUUAAGUGGAGCGAUAUAAGAGUAGGGUCGCAGUGAUAAUUAAGAUUACUUGUAUAGUUUAAUUCUAACAGUGCACAUCAAGUUUGAAGACGGUCUGAAGCGAUCGAAGCGAUGCUCUGGUUGGAAAUUUUAUCUUAUUACAUUCUGUGUACUGUAAUGAUUGUUACUACACAGUACACAGGCGACUUCGAGUACAACAAUUUUGAUUUUUAUGAAGAUUUAUCAACAGACCGCUCAAAAAGUUUCAAUAAAAAAUACAACAGUGCUGCGCAAGAUGAUUUUUACAUUGUGAACGAUUUUGACACAGAAAAUCAGGAUAAUGCAUAUCUUGACUCAAACGACUACGUAGCUUUUGGAAAUGGUAUAGGUUCUUUUGAGAAAAAGACUCCGCUUGACAAAGAGUUUGACUGGUACAAAUUGUCUGAGAAAGUUUACAGAUACACCAAGCAUCGAAUUCCUGGGUACGAUUACGACGAAUUCGAUUACAUCUAUUCAAAGAGUGUUCAAAAGUGCGACGACAAAUCAGUCUGGACGCAUUGUCUUUGCCAAUUCACGUGCUUGAAGCCGGAUGAAGUAGAUUGUUACACACCAUGCAGAAGUGGAUGCGAAUGCAAGGAGGAAUAUGUUUUUGACGAGAAAGCGCAAAGAUGCUUGCUACCCGAGGAAUGCUCGACGGAAGAUUACAAUUACAAUUAUUAAAUUUUAUAUCGAUAUAUUUAUAUUUACGCUCUCAUUCUCAAUGACUUAUUGAGCUAUUCUUCCGCGAUCGUAGAAAAUAAAAUCGAAUAUGUAGCCGACAACUACGCUGAAUAAUUUAUCGUACUGCGAAAGCAAUAUAUUAAUUAUGAUAGCUCACCUUACUGUCCAUCAGUUUUGCUAUUCUUGUAAUAUGUGGCACAAAGUCCGAGGAUAAAUUAUUGUUAUCCAUGCAACCUGCCGCUGCGUCUCCGACGAACGCCCAUUUAUACCUGUAAAUGAACGGGGUAAUAUAGAUUAUUUUGUAACAAAAUAUGCGCUGCUUUUCUAAAAAUCUUUCUCUCUCCGCUUACAUCUGAAACUGUGGUAACCUAUGCGCGGGCAACAACAACGCGAGGUCUAGUAGCUUGGCGGCAGCCAGUUGCAAUUGCAACCAGUGAGGAUGUCCGUGUGCUUGAAGUCCAUUGCUGGCGUUAACAGCCCAUGAUGAGUCUAGAGCUGACAACAGUUUGAUGUGCGAGCUGCGUGCAAAAAAAUACAAAUAGUAUGUCAUUUAUGUCGCUGAUGGAUGACAGAGUGCAAAAAUUCCUUGGGAAUCGUAAUUCAAGGUAUGAAAAUACGCAAUUUCCCCGCAGAGCUCGACAAGAUACAAGAUUGUUAUUAGUAAUACCCUUUGACAUUCGACAUUCGACACUCGGCACAGUGACGUAAAGUUUUUCUUAUGUUUCCAGUUAUUAUUUUGAAUAUUAAAUUAAAAUAUGUUUAUUUAAUGUAAAGUACCUUUCGCAGCAAUUACUUGUAUCUAAUCUUUUACUUGUUUCUAAGAUAUAUUUUAUCACAUUUUUUCUAUUCUCGAAACCGGAAAUUUAUAGUAUAAAAUGUAAAAAUAAUUUUAAUGAUAUGAAAAUAAAUUUUGUGUGUGUGACUUUAUCGUUAUAAAGAUUUUUUUCCAUUUUAAACGUUGUACUCUCAAGUGUUGAAACUAUUGUCUUUUACGUUACUGUACUCGAGUGUUCUUACGACAUUAACAAUAUGCGUACGCGUGCGGUAUGUAUGUCGAAUAUGCAUUGAACCAUCGAGUUACCUGCUAUGACGACUGCAGUCCCAACACCAUUCAAGUUACGGAGGCACCACAAAUCCCAUCAAAUCGCGAAGAUGCCGAAACAGAGUCAAAAAACAGUACGAUAUUAGAUAGUAUCCAUGUGUUAGUAGGGGGACAUAUACAGACAAAUAUUCUGCUAUUUAAUAUCCUCAAUCUCUACGCAUAUGUAAGACCCUGAGAAAUAAAUAAGUAAUUCGCAUACUUAUGUCUCGCAUUUCUAUUCUACGUAUCGUAAGAUUGCGAUUUUCGUCGUUUACAUUUCGAGCAUUUUAAAAAUAUUAAUGAUCAUCGGAUAUGACCGAUUUAAAAUUGACGCGGAACAUUACCGAUCAUGCUGUAUAGAGAUUUUCAUUAUAGCUUUCUUUUUCGAUGUUAAGUCUUUAGAAACCGUACACAUAAGAAAAUAAAAGAAAA
This is a messenger RNA of Solenopsis invicta (red fire ant), 2383 nucleotides long. RefSeq lists its product as uncharacterized. The transcript is spliced from 2 exons. Bases 283 to 870 code for a protein of 195 amino acids. The record is from RefSeq and is a predicted model, not a curated record. Lineage: Eukaryota; Metazoa; Arthropoda; Insecta; Hymenoptera; Formicidae.